This is a messenger RNA of Triticum turgidum subsp. durum (durum wheat), 1434 nucleotides long. The record is from the annotation of a GenBank genome assembly. NCBI's taxonomy places the organism in Eukaryota, Viridiplantae, Streptophyta, Magnoliopsida, Poales, Poaceae.
AUGGAGGUGGAAACGGCGAUGCCUCCUCCGGCGACCGAGCUGGAGCACAUGGACUCUGCUGUGCUGGAGCUGGCACACACGGAGCUCUCCUCGCUGCCUGGAAGCGACGCGAAUGGUGCGGCGACCAAGGUGCAGAAGGUGUACCGGAGCUACCGAACUAGGCGCAACCUCGCCGACUCCGCUGUUGUCGUCGAGGAGCUCUGGUGGCAAGCACUGGAGUUCGCGCGGCUUAACCACAACACCGUCUCUUUCUACGACGGCCCGGAGCCGGAGACUGCUGCCUCGCGCUGGAGGCGCGUCAGCGUCAAUGCAUCCAAGGUGGGUCAGGGUUUAUCGAGGGACGGUAAGGCUCUCAAGCUGGCUUUCCAGCACUGGAUCGAGGCUAUUGAUCCAAGACACAGACGCGGGCACAACCUGUAUUUCUACUAUGAUGUCUGGUGCCAGACCCAGGCUGGCCAACCGUUCUUCUACUGGCUUGAUAUUGGUGAGGGAAAAGAUGUAGAUCUUCCGGAAUGUCCAAGGGCUCUGCUGAAGAAGCAAUGCAUAAGAUAUCUUGGUCCACAAGAGCGCGAGUACUAUGAAUACAUCAUUACAGAGGGAAAGAUUACCCACAAGAUGUCUGGAGAACCACUUGAUACAAGCCAGGGCCCUAAAGGGACAAAAUGGAUUUUUGUUAUGAGCACAGCAAAGAAACUUUAUGCUGGGAAGAAAGAGAGAGGUGUAUUCCAGCACUCCAGCUUUUUAGCAGGAGGUGCUACCAUAGCUGCUGGAAGGUUUAUUGCAGAAAAUGCAGUUAUCAAGUCCAUCUGGGCCUAUAGUGGACAUUACAAACCGAGUGCGGAAAACCUUAGCAACUUCCUGAGCUUUCUAGAAGAGAAUGGAGUUGAUCUGAAAGAAGUUGAGGUGUGCUCAUUCACCAAAGAAGACUGCUAUGAAGAUCCGGUGCCUAAUACCAAACAGAACCCUGCUGCUGCUACCAUGUCAUCCAAUCCUUCACAACUGAUUCUCCCUUCCAACAAGGCAUCUGGGGCAUCUUCACAGACCGAAGCUGACGAGGGCAAUAAUCCCCGUGUGGAGCAAGCAAGGGCAACCUACCAAACAACCUUAUCAGGUGGCCUGCAAUGCCCUGGAGAUGCCGGCGUCUCGCAGGAGGCGAUUCUUGAGAGGGUGAAUUCCAUGAGCAAGUCAAAAUCCUACCAGCUCGGCCACAGGCUGUCCCUGAAAUGGAGCACUGGGAAUGGUCCAAGAAUUGGUUGUGUGAAGGACUAUCCAAUGGAGCUCAGAAUACAAGCGCUGGAGAUGGUACAGCAGUCUACAACUCUCACCAAGGGCAUCGACUCCUCUGGCCUCGUGGAUGGUACCGACAGGCCUCUUGCCCACCUUGCAAAUGUCGCCGCUCGUGCCAGUGCAGACCUCCCUGCCCUAGCCAAGUAA